Molecule: messenger RNA, 2523 nt
Organism: Ricinus communis (castor bean)
Lineage: Eukaryota; Viridiplantae; Streptophyta; Magnoliopsida; Malpighiales; Euphorbiaceae
Product: putative pentatricopeptide repeat-containing protein At3g11460, mitochondrial
Exons: 1
Coding region: 222-2093 (623 amino acids)
Biological process (GO): RNA modification
Molecular function (GO): protein binding; RNA binding; zinc ion binding
Source: RefSeq, a predicted model, not a curated record
AUGACUCAUAAAACGAUGUAAUGAAACGGACCGUUUUAUCUUAUAGCUUGCGACGCAUCGUUUUGGUUCGAUGACCUCAUCGACCAUAGGAAUUUCUUGCCGUUUAUGCCAUUUUCACACUGUCGUUUGCGCUAGAAGGUACUGUUUUAAUUCCAAGAGUACCCGCCAAAACCAAGAAAAUUUCUGUUCAAGCAGUACCAGCACCGCCAUCAUGCCACCAAAUGUCUAGCAAGACCAAACUAUACCACAAAAUCCAAUCGUCCACAUUGUUAAAAUGGAACACUCAAUUAAGAGAGUCGGCAAACAAAUCACAUUUCACCAAUGCACUUUCUAUCUACCUUCAAAUGCUUCGCUCUGGUUCUUCUCCUAAUGCAUUUACUUUCCCAUUUGCCCUUAAAUCGUGCGCCGCCCUUUCUCUCCCAUUCACCGGAGAACAACUCCAUUCUCAUGUAUUCAAAACUGGGUGCUUGUUAGAACCCUUUGUUCAGACCUCAUUGAUUUCUAUGUACGGUAGAUGUGCUUUAAUUGAUAAUGCACGUAAAGUGUUUGAUGAAAAUCGACAAUCAAGUAAGUUAACUGUUUGUUAUAAUGCUUUGAUAUCUGGGUAUGCUAUGAAUUGCAGAGUUAAGGACGCAGUGUUGUUGUUUAAUGAUAUGAGAGAAUUGGGUGUGGAAAUAAAUGGGGUUACAAUGCUGGGUUUGGUUCCAUUGUGUGGGGUUCCAGGGAUCUUGGAGGUAGGGAUGUCUAUUCAUGGCUUCUGUGUGAAGUUUGGAUUGGUUAUGGAUAUGUCUGUUGGGAAUUGUUUGCUCACGAUGUAUGUAAAAUGUGGGGAAGUUGGUUCUGCGAGAAAGUUGUUUAAUGAUAUUCCUGGAAAAGGAUUGAUUACUUGGAAUGCUAUGAUAAAUGGGUAUUCUCAAAAUGGUCUUGCUACUGAUGUAUUGGAACUUUAUAGGGAGAUGGAACUAAGUGGGGUUUCUCCAGACGCUGUAACACUUGCUGGGGUUCUUUCAUCUUGUGCUCAUCUUGGUGCACAGAGUGUUGGUCGGGAGAUAGAAGAGAGGAUGAAUGUUUGUGGAUUUGCGUCCAAUCCAUUUUUGAAUAAUGCUUUGAUUAAUCUUUAUGCUAGGUGUGGUAAUUUGGUAAGGGCUAGGGAUAUUUUUGAUGGGAUGCCUGUGAAAAGUGUAGUUUCAUGGACAGCUAUAUUAGGUGGCUAUGGGAUGCAUGGAGAAGGAGAGACUGCUGUCAAGCUCUUCAAUGACAUGAUCAGGACUGGCGUUAGACCUGAUGGAACCGCAUUCGUGAGUGUUUUAUCUGCAUGUAGCCAUGCAGGAUUGAUUGAUAAGGGGUUGGAAUAUUUUUCUAUGAUGCAAAGUAAGUAUGGAUUGCAGCCUGGUCUAGAGCAUUACUCUUGCAUGGUGGAUCUUUUAGGCCGGGUGGGUAGGCUGCAGGAGGCUCAAGAGCUCAUUAAAUCUAUGGAAGUAAAACCUGAUGGUGCAGUGUGGGGGGCUCUUUUAGGUGCCUGCAAGAUCCAUAAGAAUAUAGAGCUAGCAGAGCUGGCUUUUGAACAUGUUGUUGAGCUUGAACCUACAAAUAUUGGUUACUAUGUUUUGCUAUCUAAUAUAUAUAAUGAUGCAGGGAACUUGGAGGGAAUGUUAAAAGUUAGAGUAAUGAUGAGGGAGAGGAAGCUCAAAAAGGAACCAGGGUGUAGUUACAUUGAAUUUAAUGGGAGAGUACACCUCUUCUUUGCUGGAGAUAGAAUUCAUCCUCAAAGCAGGGAAAUAUACAAAAUGUUGGAUGAGUUAGAAAUUUUGGUUAAAGAACUUGAUGGGUUUAACAAGAAUGAUCAAGAAAGAAGACAUGAACUUCUAAAUGGCACGAGUGUGCAUAGUGAGAAGUUGGCAAUUGCAUUUGGGCUCUUGAACACCAUCGAAGGAUCACAGAUUGUAGUGAUUAAAAAUCUCAGGAUAUGUGGAGAUUGUCACUUGUUUAUAAAGUUGGUGAGCAAAAUUGUGUCUCAUCAAUUUGUUGUUAGAGAUGCAACCCGCUUCCAUCAUUUCAGGAAUGGAAUAUGUUCUUGCAAAGAUUAUUGGUAAAAGGCCAUGUAAGAUCUUUUUAUAUUUGCUUAGGAUCUUUCACCAAAUACAGAUCAAGGUCAUCCAACAGGAAAGUAUGAGGCUUAAAACAUAUGGGAAUCUUUGAUGUUUAAGAAGUGGAGGAGUUUUGGUGUCAUAGUAGUGGUGACAGAAGAAGACAAAGAUGAAUAAAGUCCAUAUAGCUGUCACUAAAGGACAAGGUGGACAUCGUGCAUAUACCCAAUGUACAAGAUGCAGUCCUUGUUGCAUCCUCUGCCACCAUUACACUGCAACAAUUAAUUUUCAAGAGAGGUUCUCUGGAGGCCAGGGUGACUUCUGUUUUGUUUUCUUACUAAUAUGAGGAUAUCGUGUGGUUGCAAUCAGUUUCAUCAGAGUCAUACUCUUUAAAAAUGAGCAAAUGCAGUCAACAAUGUUGUGUAUUAAUCUUUUA